CACCCACCCACCCACACACACAAACACACGCACACACACUUCAGAAGACAGCGAGAGCUCGAUCUGAUCACUUAUUUACUUUCUACCGAUCAGCAGGCUGUAGUUUCUUGAGGGACACCCAGAGAAACCUGCCAGUGGCGCCAGAUGGAGCCUCCGGACAACCCGGGAGAGAGCCCGGUGGAGUUAACGGUGGAGAAUGUGGAAUCGGCUCUCUACCAGCUCUACUUUGAUCCCGACAUGGAGCGUAAGAACGUGGCCCAGAAGUGGCUGACCCAGGCCCAGGGCUCCGCACAGGCCUGGCAGUUCUGCUGGGCCCUGCUCAGCCCGGACAAGCUCCCGGAGGUUCAGUUUUUUGGAGCCAGCACCCUCCACACCAAGAUCUCCCGCCACUGGAGCGACCUCCCCGCUGACCAGCAUGACACCCUCAGGAUGCAGCUCCUCUCCCACAUCUUGCACUUCUCCUCGGGGCCCAGAAUGGUGCUGACUCGCCUGUGUGUCUCCCUGGCUUCCAUGGCUCUUAACCUAAUCCCCCAGGCGUGGUCUCAUCCGGUGGCGGACAUGGUGAGGGCAUUCCAGCCACAGAAACCAGCUUUUGAAGGGGGCUCUGGUGCCGAGGCCCCUCAGGACCCCCAGGCCCACUGCCUGGCGCUGCUGGAGCUCCUCACCGUGCUCCCUGAGGAGUUCCAGUGCAGCCGGCUGGCUCAGGCUCGCCGCACGCAGCUGAGAGGGGCCCUGUCUGCGGAGUGGGCGGUGGUGUGUCCCAUGCUGCGUCAGCUCCUCCAGAGCCAGGACUCCUCCAACCAGGUGAAGGAGAAGGUGCUGCGCUGCCUUUCCAGCUGGGUGGCGCUGGACGUGCCGUUGGGGGAGAGUCACGAGCUGGUGCAGGACUGUUUCGCCGCGCUGUCCAAUCCCGAGCUGUUUGACACGGCCGUGGAGACGAUAGUAAACGCCCUGUCACAGCCUGACUGCCAGAGGCAUACCGACGCUCUGGUGAACCUGAUGCCUCUGGUGCUGGGUCUCCAUGACCAGCUGAAGACUGCGGCUCAGGACGGGGACAUGGAAACCUCACAUGGGAUCUGUCGUAUCGCUGUUGCCAUGGGAGAAACACACUCCAGGGUUUUAUUGGAACAGUUGGAUCACUGGCAGGAGUAUCUGGCUUUGGUCAACAUGAUCCUGUACUGCACCGGUAUCCCUGGUCAUUACCCGGUCACCGAGACCACCAGCUCCCUCACACUCACCUUCUGGUACUCUCUGCAGGAUGACAUUUUGUCGUUCGAGGAGGAGAAACAGGCAGUUUAUCUCCAGGUUUACAGACCAGUUUACUUCCAGCUCGUGGAUGUGCUGCUACAAAAAUCCCACUAUCCCUCGCAGGAGGAAUUCACCUCCUGGUCGUCUGAUGACAAGGAGCAGUUCAGAAUCUACAGGGUGGACAUCUCUGACACUCUGAUGUACGUCUAUGAAAUGUUGGGGGCCGAGCUGCUCAGUAACCUCUACGACAGGCUGGGCAGGCAGCUGAUGGACCCACAGCAGUCUGCAAUAUGGCAGGACACGGAGGCCCUGCUGUUUGGCUUCCAGUCCAUAGCUGAGACCAUAGAUGUGAACUACUCUGAUGUUAUCCCAGGUCUUAUCGGCCUGAUUCCCAGAAUCAACAUCAGCAACGUCAUGCUGGCCGACACUGUCAUGUACACCAUUGGAUCCCUGGCUGAGUGGCUGGCCGACCACCCGGUGAUGCUGGGCGGCAUAUUACCCAUGGUGCUCCAGGGUCUCGUGAAGGCGGAGCUGUCUGUGUCCAGUGUGUCUACUCUGAAGAGGAUCUGCAGAGAGUGCAGACAUGACCUCAGCCCCUACGCUCAGGACAUCCUGUCUGUGUCACAGGAUGCACUGAUUAAAGAAAUCCAUAAGAGCAGCCAGUGCAUGUGGCUGAUGCAGGCUCUGGGUUUCCUGCUGUCGGCCCUGCCAGCAGACGAGAUCCUGGCCCGACUUCACUCUCUCAUCACCCCUCACAUCCAGCGGCUGGACACACUGGCCCAGCACGAGCCUGAUCCCACUAAUAAACCGUCCAUUGUGCACAUCCUGGGGAUGAUGUCCAGUCUCUUCACCACUCUGGACAUCAACAGACAAGCAGACGACCUAGAAGGAACACCCAGUCCCAGACUCACACCCUCACAGAGCCCAGUUGUGGUUGUGCUUCAACAAGUGUUCACACUGAUCCAGACCAUCCUCAGCAAGUGGCUUGAUGACUCCGAGGUGGUGGAGGCGGUGUGUGGCGUCUUUGAUAAAUCCGUUCGAACCCUCCUACAUGAUUUCGGGCCCAUGGUGUCUCAGCUGAGCGAGAUGCUGGGGCAGAUCUACAGCGCCUACCCACAAGCCUCUGCACUGGACCUGGCGCGGCAGAUGGUUCACAUAUUUGCAGGAGACGACCAUCACAGCUCGAACAUCAGAGGCCUCAGUGAAGUCUUGACUACUGCUACGCUCUCAAUAUUUCAACAAGGUCCACGGGAUCAUCCUGAUAUAGCAGAAUCAUUUAUGCACCUCCAUGCUCAGAUUCUUAAAAGAAAACCUGAUUUGUACCUGUCUGAUCAGCUGGAUAAAAAAGCUCUGUUUUACUGUGGGAUUUUAUCACUCAAGUUUCCAGAGACGCCCACAGUAAAAGCUGCCAGUCUAUUCUUUACAGAGCUGCUGCCUCGCUGUAAAGACAUGCCAUGUCUCGGUGAAGUGUUGCAGAGGGAUGGAAAGCUCCUGACAGAGACCAUACUCCAGGCGGUCGGAGGCGGCUCUCCUCGCAGUCUGACGGAGCAUUUCUCUGAGGUGCUGCUGAGUCUGAACAGACACUGUCCUGCUCUGUUGUCCCAGUGGCUGAAAGACACGCUGCAGAGCCCAGGAUUCCCCUCGGCUCAGGUCUCCACAGAACAGAAACACACCUUCACUCAGCAGCUCCUCAGGGAGCAAACCAACAAGCGUCGUGUGAAGGAGAUAGUGAAGGAGUUCUCUCUGCUCUGUCGAGGCCUGCAGGGCUCUGGAUACUCGGAGUACUAGUCUGAGCUGCCAGAGCUGCCGAGGACAGUCGAAAGGAAAAAGAAACGAUCUGAAUCUGUUUCCGUGACAAAUGGGAUAGGAUUGUGGCAGGUGACACUGGACGACCAAAGACCAGAUCACUUGAAGUGAGCGGAGAGAGAGUGGACGAUGAUGAGGAUGAAUGAGCCUCUGGGCAAAGUGUUUAUAAUAAAAUAACGAUUGUGGAGAAUAAAAUGAAAUGAGAAGGUGUCA
Messenger RNA from Platichthys flesus (European flounder), 3267 nucleotides. RefSeq names its product importin-13-like. Gene Ontology annotation, biological process: protein import into nucleus. The coding region runs from base 145 to 3036 and encodes 963 amino acids. NCBI's taxonomy places the organism in Eukaryota, Metazoa, Chordata, Actinopteri, Pleuronectiformes, Pleuronectidae. The record is from RefSeq and is a predicted model, not a curated record. Gene Ontology annotation, molecular function: small GTPase binding. Gene Ontology annotation, cellular component: nuclear membrane; cytoplasm. The transcript is spliced from 21 exons.